CUGCUGCAGUCGGCCGGGUCGCUCCGGGUCCCGGGAACCUGGCCGUCCGCGCCCGCUCUUGGGGAGGAGCCGCCGCCGGCUGGGCACCAUGAACAGCAGCAGCGCCCACAUCACCUACGCCAGUCGCAAGCGGCGGAAGCCGGUGCAGAAAACUGUCAAGCCAAUCCCGGCUGAAGGAAUCAAGUCAAAUCCUUCCAAGCGGCAUAGAGACCGACUUAAUACAGAGCUGGACCGUUUGGCGAGCCUGCUGCCUUUUCCACAAGAUGUUAUUAAUAAGCUGGACAAACUUUCAGUUCUCAGGCUCAGUGUCAGUUACCUAAGAGCCAAGAGCUUCUUUGAUGUAGCAUUACAGACCCCCGCAGCUGACCGAAGUGGGGUCCAGGAAAACUGUAGAACAAAAUUCAGGGAAGGCCUGCAUCUGCAAGAAGGAGAAUUCUUAUUACAGGCUUUGAAUGGCUUUGUGCUGGUUGUCACUACAGAUGCCCUGGUCUUUUAUGCUUCUUCUACUAUUCAAGAUUACCUAGGGUUCCAGCAGUCUGAUGUCAUACAUCAGAGUGUGUAUGAACUUAUUCACACUGAAGACCGACCUGAAUUUCAGCGUCAGCUGCACUGGACAUUAAACCCUCCGCAGUGUACAGACUCUGGACAAAGAAUUGAUGAAGCGAACGGCCUCCCGCAGCCAGCAGUCUGUUAUACCCCGGAGCAGCUUCCUCCAGAAAACUCUUCCUUAAUGGAGAGGAGCUUCGUGUGCCGACUGAGGUGUCUCCUGGAUAAUUCAUCAGGUUUUCUGGCAAUGAAUUUCCAGGGGAGGCUAAAGUAUCUUCACGGACAGAACAAGAAAGGGAAAGAUGGGUCAACCCUUCCGCCUCAGCUGGCUUUGUUUGCAAUAGCUUCUCCACUUCAGCCGCCCUCCAUCCUUGAAAUUCGAACCAAAAACUUCAUCUUUAGAACCAAACACAAACUGGACUUCACACCUACUGGCUGUGAUGCCAAAGGAAAACUUGUUUUAGGCUAUACCGAAGCAGAGCUGUGCAUGAGAGGAUCAGGAUAUCAGUUUAUUCAUGCGGGCGACAUGCUUUAUUGUGCAGAGUACCAUGUCCGGAUGAUCAAGACUGGAGAAAGUGGGAUGAUAGUAUUCAGACUUCUUACCAAAGACAAUCGAUGGGCUUGGGUUCAGUCUAAUGCGCGCUUAGUGUAUAAAAAUGGUAGACCAGAUUACAUCAUUGCAACUCAGAGACCUCUGACAGAUGAAGAAGGAAUAGAGCAUUUACAAAAACGAACUAUGAACUUGCCUUUUAUGUUUACUUCUGGAGAAGCUGUGUUAUACCAGAUAAACAAUGCUUUUCCUCCCAUAAUGGAUCCCUUACCCAUCAGGACGAAGAAUGGUGCUAGUGGAAGAGAGUCUGCCACCAAGUCAACUCUAAAUAAGGAUUCUUUCCAUCCCAGUUCCCUCCUCGGUGCCAUGAUGCAACAAGAUGAGUCUAUCUAUCUCUAUCCUGCUUCCAAUAAUGCAGCCUUUGAAAGAAAUCUUUUUAAUGAAUCUAUGAAUGAAUGCAGUAAUUGGCAAGACAGUAUUGCACCGGUGAGAAGUAACAGUAUCCUGAGACCUGAGCAAAUGGGUCAGUCUCAGGAAAUGAACCCCGCUGGAGGUCAGUCAGGGCUCUUGGCAGACAACAGAAAUAGUGACUUGUACAGCAUUAUGCAACACCUGGGCAUUGACUUUGAAGAUAUCAAAGACAUGCAACAGAAUGAGGAAUUUUUCCGAACUGACUUUUCUGGUGAGGAUGAUUUCAGAGAUAUUGACCUCACAGAUGAAAUCCUGACAUAUGUCCAAGAUUCUUUAAGCAAGCCUGCCUUCCAGUGUCCCGGGUACCAGCAGCAACAGCCCCCGGCUGUGAACUCCAGUUGUAUGGUCCAGGCGCGCCUGCAGCACCAGCAGAACCCGGGAGCAGCGGAGCAGCAGCAGCAGCUGUGUCACAAGAUGCAGCACAUGCAAGUUAAUGGCAUGCUUGCAAACUGGAGCUCUAACCAGCCUGUGCCUUUGAGUUGCCCGCCGCAAGAGCUACAGCAGUAUCCUGUCCUCUCGGAUGUCCCUGGGACCCGUCAAGAGUGUCCCUACCAAUCCGAGAUGGACGCCAUGCCUUACCCGCACGACUGUAUCCCCUGUAAUCAGUCCGCGCUCCCCCAGCAUUCCCAGGGGACCCAGUUAGACUUUCCCAUCGGGAAUUUAGAACCGUCCUCCUACCCUACCACUUCGAAUUUAGAAGAUUUCUUCACCUGUUUACAAGCGCCCGGAAACCAAACCCACGGACUUACUCCAGAGGCGCCCGUGGCCACCCCUCAGACUUGUUAUGCCGGCGCUGUGUCCAUGUACCAGUGCGAGCCGGGGCCUGCGCACGUCCACGUGCCGCAGAUGCAGUACAGCCCGGCGGGGCUGGAGCCGCAGGCCUUUUUCAACAAGUUUCAGAAUGGAGGUGUUUUAAAUGAAAGCUAUCCAGCUGAAUUACAUAAUAUGAACAACACUCAGAGUGCCACUCACCUUCAGCCCCUUCAUCACACACCAGAAGCCAGACCUUUCCCUGAUUUGACGUCCAGUGGAUUCCUGUAAUGCCAAGCCCUUUUCCACCUUGGGUUUUGGAUUCGUUUAUGGAAGACUACAGAGUAAUGGAACUGUCCGUGUUGGACAGCAGCACCUUGACAUGGAGGCAGUGAUGGCUGUUCACACUAGUGUUCCAAACCAAAUUUUAGUCUUUUUAAGAGUUAAAAAAAAAAAAAAAAAAAAAAGACCAAAACUACAUAUACUAUAGUCAUAAAGUGCACUGCCACAGACAGUGAGAUGCUAUCUUUAUUUCACUCUAUAUUCUGAGUACUAGAGAAUAUACAAAACUUCUUCGGGAGACCUUUAUGGCACUUUUAAAUAAAAACUUUUGUCAGAAAAAAAUGAAAUACUUUUGAGUUUUCUACUUCUAUAUUGUUAUUAGUACCCCAAAUGUCGAAUUAAACGAUUUCCUUUUAUUUUUAGCUUCUGCUUUUAUCUCAGAUGUUAAAAUAAGUGGUUUGGUGCUUUUAUAAAAAGAUAAUCUCAGUGCUUUCCUCUUCCUUUGUUAUGUAAGUGCCUCAUAAUUUUUUAUACCUAUAACACUGUAGGAUGUAUAUUUGAUAGCAAGUAUACUUUUUAAUAACAUUCUGCGCACAAAUAUUAUUUGUAUUUCUUAAAUUCAGUCAUUUUUAUCAACCCAGGCAUGUUUUAACUGCACUACUCACCCACUUUCUUCAGGAAAAGGGCAAGUUAUGAUUGAAAAAGUAUUUAUUCUGUGACCUAGUUGCUUCUAGAUCUUUGAUGUUGCUAUGUGCCUUAUGUUGAAAAGUUUUGAAAGUAAAUUGUCUUUCCCAAUUAUUUUUUGGUCAUAUAAAUAUUAAGACUGCCGCACUGAAAUUUCAACAGUGUUUUCAGAACAAAGAGAAAGACUGCAAUUUACUUAAGUCUCCACCGUGGCGGGUCCGUGUUGCAGGUGCGGGAAGAUCUGCUUGAAUGUGACCGCAUUUAUGAGGAGGAAGUAGCUUUACUUCUAGCUCUUUAGUCACCAUUUCAAUGUGUAUAAAUUCUUUAAAAAACUACUUUAGACCUAGAAUGAACUUUAAGGCAUAAUAUGUUGACUUUAUAAAUUUCACUUCUUAGUACAGUGGAAACUCUUUGUUUUUCUCAUAUUUGAGGAGCGUGAAGAUUGAACGUAGCAAUGUUUGAUGCAAAGUAUUGUUCUGAGUGACAUGAAUGGUGCAUUUAUAGUUUAUAAUGAACAAAAUUAUAUUUAAAAUAUUUUCAAGCUUUCAUUUGCAAAUAGUCUAUAUCUUAUAUAUGCACGUAAUUUGAGUCUUACCUAGAUUCUUGUGUCUUUUCAAAAAUAAUCAGAUCAUGAAUCCACCUGCUUUUACUUUGGUGUUAAGACAACCAUGCCAUUCUCUUUACUUCAAACAUUACGCUGUUUCUAGGAUACAGUGACCUUUGUUAUUGGUAAGGCAAAUGAUCACCUUGCUAACUUUUACUGUCCUCAGGUGAUUUUUAAAGACUCGUUUAUUUAAAUGUGACAUCUGAAGGGCAGCACAUUUUUCAUGUGUUACAUAAAAACCUGUUGGAAUCUUAAACCAAAGUGUAGUAAAAUACGCUAUUUUUCACUCCUUUUUUUAAAAUUAAGGUCUACCAAAGUGACUUCAGACAAAAUAUCUGUCAGUUCUAUCCAUUUUUAGUUAAAAUUUGAAUCCAUAGAAUCAAUUUAAGAAAAAAACCAAUUUGUCUAAAACAUCUCAUAAUUUGUUUCCAGCAUGAGGUAUCACUAAAGAUUUAGACCAGUGGUCUGGCUUAAUAUUCCAUUUUUACAUUUAAGCCUUUCAUUAAAAGUCAUCACAUAACCAUUGGGUCAGUUAUUUAGCAGAAAAAUAGGCUUCGUAAAUUAUGAAUAGAAAGACAGUUAUACACUUACAAAAUUUAAAAAAUUUAAAUCAAUAUUGUAUAUUUUUAUCUAUAUAAAAUAAACUAAGAAUAAUGAAAUCACAUUAAACUAAAUACACAUUUGUUUGUAUUGCUAAGUGCCAAACAAAGAAAGAAUGCUCUGUUUGCUGGUCUAAUGAGAGAUUAAUUUUUUAGAUAAGGUGCACUUCUGAGUAUGUGGAUAUGUCUAAUUUGAACUUUUCCUAAACUCAGUUGUUCUUCCAGAAUUGGGAGAUUUGCCGGUGUUCCAGUGUAUUAGGAAGUUUUAUUCAAUACUCUACACAGACUAGUGUUUUUCAGUAUUACUAAAUUUUUGGUAGAUGUUUUCAUGGCUGUUCUCUUUUCUUCAAAAUGUUACUGCUUACCUAGGCCAUACAUACAUUUUUGUCUAAAGUAUGAUUUAUAAUCUCCUUAUCAAAAUUGUAUACAAUAAUAUAUGGUAAUAAAAUAAUCAAGAAUAAAUAAUA
Suricata suricatta (meerkat) is the source of this 4953-nucleotide messenger RNA. It is a transcript of the gene AHR, whose product is annotated as aryl hydrocarbon receptor. Gene Ontology annotation, molecular function: transcription cis-regulatory region binding; protein dimerization activity; nuclear receptor activity. The coding region runs from base 89 to 2608 and encodes 839 amino acids. Lineage: Eukaryota; Metazoa; Chordata; Mammalia; Carnivora; Herpestidae. Gene Ontology annotation, biological process: regulation of transcription by RNA polymerase II. The record is from RefSeq and is a predicted model, not a curated record. The transcript has 11 exons. Gene Ontology annotation, cellular component: nucleus; aryl hydrocarbon receptor complex.